ACUAAAAAUUCAUUAUAGUAACAACUAUUAAUGAUAGUGCACGAAACUUGCCAUGCAUCAGGGUACUUAGCCAUCCUGUGCCUAACAAGCGCACUUUCAAUCUGCAUGUCGUACCAUGACGAAACCAAAAGUCGCAUUAUUGGGGGAACCGAAGCCAGAGCUGGACAAUUUCCGUCAGCUGCUGCCAUCUACUCGACCACUUCAGGCGGUACUUACUUCUGCGGGGGUUCCCUGGUCAGUCGUCAACACGUCUUAACAGCUGCACACUGCGUCAUAUCAGGCUUCAAGUAUGAGGUGGUUUUGGGUUCGAAUAGUUUGCAAGGUAGCGCUAGCAACCCAAACCGGGUGAUUGUGGCGGCGACCUCUCGUAUCAUCCAUCCGUAUUACAACUACCAGACGCUUCAGAAUGAUAUAGCUAUUCUUAUUUUUCAUCUUCCGAUAGAACUGACAGACUAUAUACAGCCUAUAAAUCUACCGACUGAAGAAGUCGUUGAUAAUGUAGAAACUGUGGCGAUUGGGUGGGGUCAAACCGAUGAUGCUACUGCUGGUCUCGCCAGUCAACUUAAUUACGUCACUGUUAGUACUAUUUCAAAUACGGAAUGCCAGCUCAGUUUUACUGACGUCAUUUUUGAUAAUAUGGUGUGUGCAGCGGGGAAUUACAACGAAGGUACUUGCAAUGGGGACAGUGGAGGUCCUUUAAUACUGGAAGUUGACAAUAAACAGUACCAUGUGGGCAUUUCUAGCUUUAUUAGCAAUCGGGGUUGUGAAAGUACCGACCCUUCUGGGUACACCAGAACGUUUCCUUAUGCCGGCUGGGUUAGGAAUCAUAUAGGGGUAAACUGAUAAUCAAAAUACAAAUAAAAUAAAGUUGUACUUGUCUUUUUAAUUAAUAAAACAAAGUUUAAGCUGUA
Molecule: messenger RNA, 911 nt
Organism: Zophobas morio
Lineage: Eukaryota; Metazoa; Arthropoda; Insecta; Coleoptera; Tenebrionidae
Product: brachyurin-like
Exons: 6
Coding region: 31-843 (270 amino acids)
Biological process (GO): proteolysis
Molecular function (GO): serine-type endopeptidase activity
Source: RefSeq, a predicted model, not a curated record